This is a messenger RNA of Asterias rubens (European starfish), 3831 nucleotides long. RefSeq names its product phospholipase D3-like. NCBI's taxonomy places the organism in Eukaryota, Metazoa, Echinodermata, Asteroidea, Forcipulatida, Asteriidae. The record is from RefSeq and is a predicted model, not a curated record. Gene Ontology annotation, molecular function: catalytic activity. The coding region runs from base 204 to 1637 and encodes 477 amino acids. The transcript is spliced from 8 exons.
CGUAGGCGCUAUACAAACAAUGUACGAUGCCAUUGAAUUAUUUGACAUACAUCACAUUGUCGAUUGUCUGAGAGUGAGUGAUUGUUCCCCCAUUCUAUAUUGACACAGUUAAACAUCUGGCCUUUACCGAUAUCUAUUCUUACUGAUACAGAGUGCUGCGUCCUCUAUUAUAUUGAAUGGUUUGUUGAGAAAAGUAACGAAAAAUGAGGAAAGAGUUGGCGGAAGAAGAGAAAAUGAGCCUCAACAUCCACGGAGGUCGUCAUUUCCAGCAGAGAGCCAAGAGUAACGUCUCUGGUGUGGUUAUCCUCCUCUUCAUGUUUGGCGUCUUACUAGCGACUCUGAUGUGUGUCACUCUUCUGCACCAAGAAACCGUUGUCUGGAAGAAAUGCAAUGACAGUUGCAGCAUCAUUCUAGCUGAGAGCAUUCCACUGGGUUUAACCUAUCCACCAGGAUCCCCUUCUCACCCAUCCAUCUACCACACCUGGCUUGACCUCAUUGAGAUGGCAACAGAGUCCAUUGAUAUUGCAUCAUUUUAUUGGACGCUUAAAGGAACGGACAUCCACGAUAAGGACCCGUCGGACUAUGAGGGGGAGAACAUUUACAAUGCACUUUUGAAAGCGGGUACUGAAGGUGGCAUUGCAAUCCGAAUAGCUGAGAAUAAACCCAGUGAAGACAGCCCUGAUGAAGACACAGUGGGGUUACAGAAAGCUGGGGCUGCUGAUGUUCAUAUUCUAGACUUCGAUAAGCUCAUGGGUGGCGGUGUGCUGCACACUAAGCUAUGGAUUGUUGACCGUAAACAUGUGUUCAUUGGCAGCCCUAAUAUGGACUGGAGGUCCCUCACUCAGGUCAAGGAGUUGGGCGUGGCCUUCAUCAACUGCAGUUGUGUAGCAGAAGACACAGCCAAACUAUUUGACGUGUACUGGGACCUGGGCAGACCAGGCGCCAAAAUACCAAGUAGUUGGCCGGCUAACCUGAGCACUCCAUACAAUCAAGAUACACCAAUGGAAGUCAGUGCUAAUGGCACCGAACUCAAUGUUUAUUUAUCUAGUGCACCUCCGCAAUUUUGUCCAGACGGGAGAGCCAAUGACAUUGAUGCAAUUCUGGAUGUCAUGAACAAUGCUGAGCAUUUUAUCCACAUUGCCGUGAUGGAUUACUAUCCAUACGCUGCCUAUAAACAUCCACAGACGUAUUGGCCAAUUAUUGAUGACAAACUGCGUAGUUUAGCCUUCAAUCGUAAGAUAUCAGUUCGUCUUUUAGCAAGCUAUUGGAAACAUUCUGAGAAGGAAAUGAUUGGAUUCUUGCGAUCACUUGCCAUUCUUAACACCACUGGGAUCAUGGACAUACAAGUGAAACUCUUUGUAGUCCCUGCGACUCCGGCCCAGGCAAAGAUCCCAUAUGCUAGAGUGAACCACAACAAGUACAUGGUGACUGACAAGCAGGCCUACAUCGGUACAUCUAACUGGAGUGAAGAUUACUUUGUAGACACAGGCGGUGUUGGCGUCAUUGUUAACGAGACGAAGUCAGCGGGUAACCAGUCAGCAGGGAACCAGGGCUUCAGGCAACAACUCGCUGACGUAUUUGAGCGGGACUGGAACUCAGAAUACGCCAGUUUUGUAUCGGAUUUAUCAGUUUACUGAAAUAACAUUUAAACUUAUGGAAAUUGAUGUUGGACCCCAAAAAGGCCAGUUCAUAAUGAGUGCAUUUCUAGAUUUAUACUGACAUGAUGGCUUGAUGAUUCUCAUAGCCUAGUCAAACUUUCACAUCGACUCCUUGCACUAAUGUCACAUAUGACCAUUUUCUGCUAUGCUCCCCACAUGCAAGUACAAAAUGAAUGAAAAACAAGACAACACAGUAUGAAUGGGGGUGACAUCCAGAGAAGGACUGGCCUUUUUGAGUGGGACACCCACAACUGCAGUCAAAGUAAACUAUUUGGAAUAAUAUGGGCAGGGUUCCCAGGGCCUAUCCUGUCCACCAUAUUGGCAGUCAACAUGUUCACAAAGAAAUUGGCUCCUAAAAUGGUGGAAUGGUAGUGCGGAGAUGUGUUCUGUGUUGUGCCUAAGGGUAAACAGACCAUGGAGGUAGAAAUAGAACAGAUUGUGUCGGGCCACAUGUAUCAUUUUCACUGUGCUAAUUACAGUGCUGCCUACACUGUACACUAAGAGUUAACAAAUAGUUUUAUUGAUAUGGUACACUGAGUAUUUGAUGAAAUUCAAAAGCAAUGAGUCUUUUCUGUCUAUAAAUCUCCAUUGGUGUGAAUUUGAUUAUUGUACAUCCUAUGCAAACAUAAGUUCUCAGCUGAAGACACCUGGUUUUCCAUGGUGAUAUUCUUAAAAAGAUAUUACUACAAAGGCACUUUACACACGACUCUAUUCCUGGGGUUACCCCAAGGAAUAUCGGCUGACCUUUUCACACUAUGCUCUUCCCCUGCAAAUGGGCAUACCAUGGGGAAAAGCCACCCCUGCUCCGGAGUACGGGCAAGCGGUAAAACCCCAGGGUUUCUUGAAACGUGCAUCCAGAACCCAUUGGAAUAGGGUGAAAGUGCACGGGGGUGAUCGUGAGGUAAAGAAACUCCUGGGGCUACCCCUGGGAUACAUUCACCAUAAGGAAGUUUCUAUCCCAGAAGUAUUUCCCAAUUGGCCAAUCCAGGCCUGUCCCAAUAAUGUGUUGACAACAGCCGUGACUCUGCAACCAGAACUGUGUAUAUUAAAAAAAAAUGAACUGUGUCAAGUCAUUCGUAUAUCUGGAUUAUGCCUAUUGACUGUACAAGUCUCGCGAGCAUUCGAACAUUGGGUCAGGUUAAAGUACGCAAGUGCCAAAAGGCUCCCCAAAAUGGUUGAAUAUGCACAGUGAUCUCAGGUGUUGUUUAUGACCAAAUGAGAAUUGAUUGAUAUUUUGUAGAGUUUCUUUUUUACUGUUGAGGUUUUGUGCUUCACUUCUGAUUUCUGAUAGCCUUUAAAAAAGUGUGCAGCUCUUGACCGUCUUCCAAACUUGAUACCUCUGGUUAUGCCUGUAAAGGAAUUAGUUUGUUUUUUACCUAGGAGUGAGGCUUUUCUAUUAUUUAUUUUUCCAGGGUUUAUUUUUAUAGCUGAAAUGUUGCUGCUUUAUAUUAUAAUGCUUCACUGCCGUUUUUCCAUUUAGAUUUCGAGUCUGAAAGGUGCAACCCUACACUGUACCAAACAAGAUGCCUUCUAGUGUCUUAUAAAGGAGUUAGUUUUUUUUAUCGACUUUUUAGAAAUAUUUUAUCCUAAAGACGUUUUUUAAACCCAUUGUUUGUAUAUCUUGCCUAUAACCUGUAUACCCUUCAUGUUAUAGUAUCUACUGUAAAAGGGGGUCAAGUCUUCUGAAAUUUAAGGUGAAUAUGUAUAAAAAUGUAGAUCCUCUUGCGUAUAGACUGGCUACAAAUGUCAAGUUUAGCCCACAAAGGAUGACCCUCCUAGUCCAAGUCUAGUAUCCUCGUUUUGUGUAUCCGAACAUAUUAUACAUAAAAUAACAAACCUGUGAAAAAUUGGGCUCGAUUGGUCAUCGAAGUUGCAAGAAAAGUUGCGUUGUUAAUCAGAUACAAAUGAGUUACGAAUCGCUACAUAACAGUUGCAAGGAACCUUCAGAUUGUUCAACCAAAGUCGACUUGAUACCUUCGGACGACCCAAUAUAUGAAAAGAUGGUAUUACUAUCAAAAAUAAUUACAUAACCAUUCAAGACCGCGAUGUUCCUUACUAACCCUUACCUAAAACAUUGCCUCGUCCAUCCUGACCAAUUCCGGGUCAGAAUUGACCUGGAUCCGCGUUCCGUGAGGUUUGACCCACGGUCAGUGUGACCCGGAGUCUGUGUCCA